AUGACAACAUGUCUGAAAGACGUGUUUAUCGAAGUACCGCUGGCCAUCAAAGAGGGCACCACCGCCGUUAUGCGGUGCGAUUACGAUCUGGAAGAAGAAGCUCUAUACACGGUCAAAUGGUACAAAGGCCGGCAGGAGUUUUUCCGUUACGUGCCCAAAGAGUUACCGCACACGAGGGUUUUCCCAAUAGCCACCAUCAACGUGGAUGUAAGUCAGAAAUAAUAAUAAAACAUGCACUUAAUAAUUACUACGCGCUAGACACGGAUUUACACAAUUGCCUUUAGGCAAAUUUUAUAUUUCGCCCCUUUAAACUUAUUAAUAAGAAAACGAAUUUUUAUGUCCUUAUUUAACACAACAACUAAAAAAAAUAAAUCAUAUAAACUGUUCUAAUCAAACAAAUAUUGUUUAUAAUAUACAGGGUUUAUCUAUUAAUAAUAUCCGAAUAUUAAGUCUAUCCGCCUUGAGAGUUGUGAUGAAAAUAAUUGAAUGUAUAAUCAAAAUAAACAUAUGGAUAAUACCUAUUCUCUACUCGAUCCUGCCCUCUAUUUCAUAAUCACGAAGAAAAAUUUUAUUACAAUUUUAUCUUUCGGAUAGAAAAAAUUUGUAUUUAUGUAAACGUAGUGUGUAAUAACCAAUACUUGAUAAAUAUGUAUAAAAUUAAAUUAACUUUUGGAUUACGAAAAUGUAUUACUAUUAAUUAUAGGUAGGUAGUUUCCUUCAAUAGUAAAUAUUAAAAAUCACCUUAGAAAAUCUAAAAAAAAAAACCUAGUAGUCUCAAUAAAAUAUUGGCGUAAAAUUGCCGCCUUAGGCAACAACCAACUUUGCCUGACGCUAAAUCCUCCACUGCCGCGCUAUGUUAUAGUGCGGUUUAAUCACUUCGGAAAUCAUGAAAUCGGCCAAACGGAAUAACUGAUAACUAUAUUAUUAUGAUGAAACUCUAAACAUGGCUCAUUGCCAUCAAAAGUUCUCGUGCGCAUUUUCCGAGCAGGUUAAUAAUGCCCAACAAGAAAAUAUGUGGACAAUUUUUAUUAUUUUAAUUAAUUGAUUAAUUAAUUAAUUUUUUUUUUUUUUUUGUUUGAUUUUCAACAGGUCAGUGAAUCGGGACCGAACCAAGUAGUGCUGCGACAAGUAACGCCCGAAUUGGAUGGCAAAUAUAGGUGCGAAGUCAGUGCGGACGCUCCGACGUUUCACACACAAAUCGUAGCCGCUUGGAUGCACGUUGUCCGUAUGUAUAAUUAUAAUAUUUAGCUAACCUUUAAAAACUUAUAAUUGCCUGCAAUUAUAAAACAAAAUAUCAGAAAAAAAAAAAUAGGACAGCUGAAUUUUAGUAGACAUUUUAUUUAUUGGAUGGUUUUUAUUAACAUACCAAAAGUCCUCUAAGAUUUCUUGACAACUGCCUCCAUUAGAGCGCGCUUUGUGUAAGAAAAAUCAGUUUUUCACAAAUUACUCGGUUAUUUUUAAUACUUUUAAAGCCGCCCGUGAUUUAGGCAGUUACACCGUGACGACGCGUUGUUCAUACCGUGACGCGUUUACGCCUCAAUGUUAUUAGUAGCAUAACUCAAUUAAUUCAUAAAAUUUAAUAACAUUUUAUUAUUACUUUUUAACAGCUUUAUUGUUAUCUUUUUAUGUAUACAAUUUUUAGACAGUAUACAAACAUGUUAUAUAUCAUAUAUAAAAACAUAAAAUAUAUGUAUAUACAAUUUCCUAAUAUAAAAUAGCUAUAAAAUAAUUCGAAAAAUGUUUCAAAAAAUUAAUAAAUAUACUAAUUAUUAUAAACUUCUAAAAUUAAAAAAAAACUUUUUUAUAUUAUUUUGCAUGAUAAUUUUCGAAGUAGGAUCCUAAACAUAGUGGUGGAUUAUGUGGACAGAGAGCACAGUAAUAAGAUGUGUCUUUGCAUUUACCGCUUUCUUUACAGUAACUUCAUCGUUUUCGUUGAACUUUUAACGUUUUUUCGCUUUUUGAUAAGAGUUGUAGAGUAUGUACAAAUGGAACUGCAGUCGGUAAUUUAGUCGUAAUUUUACAUAGUUUUUCUCCGAGUUCAUCAGUUUUGUUUUAUUUUUUUUUUUUUAACAAUGAACGUAUGAUAUUCAACCAAAAAUUAUUAAAAUGUAUUUUACGUUAAUUUUUACAAUACAAAAGACAAGAAUUGAGAAGUAGCUGUUGUAAAAUAUGAAUACCAACUUUCUUGUACCAUCGAAGAGUUUUUCGUUCACACGGGUAGUAAGUAGGACAUAAUUUGGUCUUAACGAUCUACACCUGAAUUAUAAGUAGUUGAAAAAGUAAAUAAUAGUCAGCGGAUAAAAAUUAUGUAACAUGAAACUGAAAUAAAAUAACUUACCGUCAAAAUAAUUAUGAAUUGGUCUAGUUGUUCUAAAUAUGAGAUAAAACAAAAUUUACAGGCGUCCGUUAUAGUUUCGUGGAUAACGCGAAAUCAAACAAAUUAACUAAACUAGUGGCAAUGUAGACAUACUGCAUGAUAAAGUAGGUUACAAAUGUUACAAUAGUUGUUCAAAAUGUGUAAAUGAUUAAAUAUCAGUAGAAAUAUGCGUAAAAUAUCUAAUAUACACUUUGUAUACGUUCAUAUACAUUGUUUUGGAAAGGCCGUCAGAAACAACGAUUAUCCGUAUCUAAAAAUAACGAAAACUCAAACCAAUUAUAGAUUUGAAUUUAGAGUUUAUUGUCUACAACCUGUGUAUAUUCCAGAGAAUAUUAAAAUAAAACCGAUUAAAUUAUGGCGGAUACAAACGUAUACGUUACUGACGCAUAAACGAGUCGCUGGCUCAAUGGAAUAAACUCUUUUGACGAAUAUACGCGUCAGCGACAUUGAAAGUGUUAAGAUAAGAAGAAAAAUAUCCGUGCACCAAAUUAAAGAAAAAGAUUGCCUACAAAAAGUGUGCUUACAAAUUAAUUCAUGGGAACAAUAUGUACUUUGCUAAUCGUACAUUAAUUAUCAGUGUAUUGGAAAUUUCUGUUUUAUAACGUCGGUAAUUAUUGUAACUAACACAGUUUUUUCUUUAUAUUACGUAUGUAUAUUUAUACAUAUAUCAUUUUAAUAUUCAAUUUAUUUCUUUAUAUUUAUAAUUACAUGUUAAAUGUGCAAAUUAUUAAUGUAUGCAUAAUCUAUACAUAUUUAAACAUGCAAACGAGUUAUUACAUACCUAUAUAAAAAUAAAAUUAAUAUCGAUUAUGUGUUACAAUUUUGGUUACUACUUAAACUAUUAUUUUAAACUAAACUUUAUUAAUAAUAUAAUUAACUUUAUAUUUUAUUGAAAUUUUUUACAACCAAAUAUUAUUAUUAUCGCAGUCAUUCAAACGAAUGGUCAGGAGAGGAAUAAAUGCUACUCAAUAAAAAAAUGUGUGGAUAUGUGUGGAUUGCGGUUUGAAUAUUAUUAGAAAAAAAAUUACUUUAUUUCUUGUUUUGUUUCCGAAAUUCCCUAUAAAUUGUAAUGGUUCUUAACAUAUAGAAAUAAAUUAAUAAUUUUACAACAUUAUAAAUAAAAAAUAAUAGAAUACAUAAUAUAAUAUAAUAUAUUUAAUAAAUAAUUAAAAUAAAAAAUUUAAAAAAAAAUACAUACAAAUAUAAAAUUACAUAGUUAGAUAUUAUUUUUGCUUUCAAAUGGUAACGGACAUAUAAGUCACACCGCCAUUUUCUUUCCCCCACUAUUCGUUUAUACUUUGGCUACCCUGACUUCACCAUCCCUUCCUGGAAAUAUCUUCGUGACUUUUCUUAGGUUCCAGUGCAAUGGCGGCCAAUUGGUAUUCUUAAUGAACAAUAUUGUCCUAACCUACAUUUGAUCUUCCCCUGAUUGCUCCCAUUUUUGACGACUCUGGAGCUGAGUGAUAUAUUUAACACUCCACCUUCUCAAUAUCUGCUGUGACAUCUGCUGAACUCUUUGUCAUUGAGAUAAUAUAUUUUGGGAAAUCGUUGAUACGUCGGGCUCGGGUAACGCUACUAGCGAGUUUCCUGUCAAAAAUUGCGUAGGCGUAAAGACUGAUAAACCAUGUAAGUCGGUUGAUAAAAGAGUUAGGGGAACGUGAAUUAAGACAAGUUUCUAUUUGUAUUAAUAGUGUGUAAAAUUCGUUGUAAGUAAACUUGACUGCCGCAGAUAAACUUCGGUUAAGAUGUUUCUUUACACUGCGUACCGCCACUUCCCACAAGUGCUCUAGGCGGAUAAAAAUGCCACUGAAUUUUUCAACCGGUCAUAUACUGCUCGACGCAAGUCCGAUGACUUUCAAAAUUAAUAAGCAGCUGAAAAUCCUUAAUUUUACUAUUGAAACCCAUGAAACAUGUUGCAUCACCGAAUUUAUAAUCUUGUGUAAUCCUUGAUGGGAAAUAAAACAGGUGAGUUCUGCUAUAAACGACUCAGUUGAAAGGUCACAUACCAACUCCAAAUGUGUAGCCUUGAACGUAAAACAAACAAACAAGCACGUAUACGCUUUAUGCACUAUACUUUUCAUUGACUAUACUUUAUACACUUAAAUAAAAAUGACCCUGCAUAAUCUAAACCACAACGUACCAGUUUUUCUAUUUUUGUUUUUGGUAGGUAUUCCAUACUGGAUGAAAAAGCUUUUAGUUGUACCUUAAAGCAUAUGACGCAUUGACGAGUUAACUUUUUUGCCGUUUUCUAGUCGCCUAGUACGGCUAGUAUUGGCUAGUAUGGACCCGCGUGGAACUAUUCAUGUCGAAUCAACAAAAUAGAAAAAUAAAAUGCUUUCUGUAUUAAAAUAAGGUGUUGUGCACUAUAGUCGAUAUUAGUCGCAUUCAUUAACCGCCCACCCACGCGUAAAAUUCCGUCAUCGUCAAGUAACGCCUUUAAACUAAAUAUUUUACUUUUUUAGAAAUUUCCCGUUCAUUUUUCAAAACGCUAAUUUCUGUAUGAAAAUAAACACUUUAUAAAACUGAUAAAAUUGUUUUUCCUGUAUAACGGUAUUUUUUUUCAGUAUCAUCAUUUAAUACGUCCGUUUACGAAAUUUUUACGACCUCUCAAUUAACGAUCUAAGCAUUAAAAAAAAUUGUAUGCAUUCAACUAGAGUUAUCAACUUUUAUACUUAUAUUCUAUUUAAAAAAUAAAAUAAAAUUUGUAUAAAUUUGAACAUGCAGUAUAGAUAAUAACAUAUGAUAGGUAUUUAAAAAUUAUCAUAUAAUAAUAAUAUUAAUAAAAUUUAAAUAAUAAUAACUAUAUGUACGACAAUAUGUCAAUUAAAUUCAAUUAUUUAUUGAAUUAUCUAUUAAUGAAUAUAAACACAUACAUAUAUAAAACCAAAAAUAUAUUUUUUUUUUAUUUUUUAUUAUCGAAACUAUGUGUACAUUUAUGCAUAUUGGUAUUUUUUGUUUUAUUUUUGCAUACAGUAUUAAUUAAGUUUUAAAUGUUUGAAAGAGAUUUGUAUUAAACUGUAUAUAUUAAAUAAUCUAUGUUGAAUCCAAACAAAUUGAUUGUGUUUCUCACAGCACCGCUGUGUGGAGCAAAAACAAAAGGUGUACAAAUUCGGAAAAUAGUCAUACAGAUUGCAUACUAAAUUUUAGUAAAAAAAAUUGGCGAAAAUCGUAUGUGGGGAUGCUGUGGAAAUGUACGUACCGAUUGACAGUAUUUUCUAUAGUUGGGAGAUUAUUAUCUUCAUCUAGUAUUGAUUCAGUGUCAAUACCAUUAUCAAAUACUUAUAUAUAUAUAAACAAUUUUCAAACGAAAAAAAAAACAAUAUCGCGCGGAAAAUUCGCGUAAUUUAAGGCAUGGCAUAGCAAAAUUAGAGUACAUUACUAACCAAAGAGUGUUUUCAGAAAAAAAAAAAAAUACAAACAAGUCUUGGUAAAAUGUAUAACUUCUUGAAUAAAUACGCGACUAAUGUUUUCAUACUGAUAUAAUAUAUUAUACAUUAUACAGGACCUUUACGUGUUUAACAUAAGUCAACGUUAUAUCAGAAUAAUAUUUAUUUUUCUCCAAAAAUUAUUGUAAUAAUAUACUAACUUUCUGUAACUUUCGAAAUAUUAUAUUUCAUGGCCUCAUCGUCUCAAUGUUUAACAUUUCAAACAACAGAGUUUUUUUUAUAUACUUACGCAAAAUGUUUUCUGUAAUUAUUUGUAUAAUCGAUUCUUUUUUUCACUUGUAAUUAAAUUAAAAAUAAUCCUAAAUACUUGAAACUUCUAUCGAAUAUUUAUUAGUGCAUCUGAUUUGUUUACUAAUAAGUUUUUAAAAUUACCGUUUUUUUUUUUUUAAAUUGAAUAUGAUGAAAUUAAUUAUUAUUCGAAUGAAAUUCAAAAAUUGUAUACUUUUCACUCAUAUAUGCUGUUCUAAUGACAAUUUGUUUUUUCAUAUACGUUUAAAGUUUAUAUUUUUAUGAAUGUCAUAAAAAUCACGGCAUUUUUCUAUUGAUCUGAUAUUCUGUUGUAAUUAUAUUAAGCACAUUUUAAUGUUUAUUAAAAUUAUGAAAAAAUUUAAUUUCUUUCAUAAAGUUAAAAUUAAUGUACAACUUUCAAUUUUAAUUUAUCAAAAAAUGUUUCACAGAACUUCACUAAAAAUUGUUUUCAUUGUUAAAUUUUUAUCAGAUAUAGAUAUUAUAUAUUUAAUUAGAUACCUAUUAAAUAUAUUACCUAGUCUAUCUUGCAACUUCUCAAAUUUGUACUUACAAAAAUUUUGCACCUAUGGUGAGUCAUCCUCUUUAAUAGGUUCUUUUUCCAAAUGUUUUUUUAAAGAUCACUGGACUUCUUUUGGACUUUAUUUUCGUUAUUAAUAUUGCGUUUUAUAAAAUGUGUUAUAUCUACUCGUAUUCGAAAUAUUUUAAAGUUUAAUAUUUAUUUUUGUUCCGCAAUGCUGUACUAUCGGAAGCCAAUGGAACAGAUGGGUUUAUCUCCUGUAUUGUUUAAUUUCGAGAAUAUUGAAUUGAGUCCUAAAUAAUCAAACAAAUAUUAUUGGGUUGUUUGAGUCCCGUCAGUCUAUUAGUGUUAUCCAGAAUCAGCCCUCUUACAGAUUGUUGAGCAGUAUCCCAAAAAUAGUAUGUGCUGUGUAUUAUAAUUUGUUUAAAGUGUUUAAACAGUCACACAUAACAUUUUUUUUUUUUUUAAAUUCUGAACACACUGAGGAAUGUAUUGGUUUUACAGAGAUAUUUUUUUUUUUUAUGUGAACAAUUUUUCUACCCAAAAGCUUACUGUGACAUAUACGAUGAAGAUCUUUUUCUGAAAAGAAGUUUUCUUAGAGUGGUACUUAAAGAUACCGAUUUUUCGGGAGGUUUUUCUCAUAAAAUGUGAAAAACUGAAGAAAAACCGGGAAAUGUACGAAAUAUAUUAGUAAAAUAUCACGAUUUUUUUUUUCUGUGGACAACUUUUCUACUAGCAAUUUCGUUCCAAUUUACAAUGAAAGCAUUUUUUCUAAAACGAAAUCGGACUGAAAAGGUACUUUAGGGUGGUCAUUUUUCGAUUUUUCCAAGAAUUUUCCCGACAAAUGUAAAAAGAAACGGAAAAAACAUAGGAUAACUAGGAAAAACUUAAGAAAAAUGAAAAAAUCGGUACAACAUUAGACAAAUACUAUUAAAGAAAAUAUAAAAUGCCUAUUUAAUUAUUUUACCAUAAUAUAACAUAUAUAUUGUUGAUAAAACAUCAUUAUUAACUGAACUCCGCUCAGAAUCGUUUUUAAUAAGCAAUAGUUUAUUGUUGCUUACAGAUAGAAAUAAAAUUCCCUGCUGUAUCCUACCUUCCUAACUUCUCAUCUAAAACAGUGGCUACACCCACGUGCGAAGUGUGUCCGUCUUUUUUAUUUUCUAUCUGUUAGCAACUUCUCUACAGGAAAUCUUAAUUUGGAAAAUUAAUUAAAAGGGAGUUUUUCUAUAGCCUUUUAAGUCAUGUUGGUGCACUUUUUUCGAUUUUUUCAACAGUGUUCAUAUUAGCUGGAAAAAAUAAAGUAAGAAAAACAGGAAAUAUUACGGAAAUAACGGUUUCAUUAUUUUUCAUUUUGAUUCUUGGUUUUAAUUCAAUUAAAAAUAUUUAUAUACCUAAUGUUUAUAAUAUUAAUUCUUUAUAGACGUGGUAAAAUUAUACAAAAUAUUCGGGCAAUUUUCUAGCUAUUAAUCGACAUUUGACAUUUUUGAAUUAUUUUAGUUAUAUUCUUCUUAUUUUAAUACGAAUAAUUCAGAUUUAAAAUCAAAUAAACUGAAAAAAAAAAACGGUUUUGAGUGAAGUUCAGUUGAUAGUGUUGCUUUGUCAAUAAUAUAUGUCAUAUUAUGGUAAAAUAAUUAUAUAUGCAUUAAACAAUUUGUUUAAUAUUUUAUUCUCCCAGUUGUUCCCGUUUAUUGGGAAAAUCAAAAAAAUGACCUCUUUAAAUUACCUUCGUAGUCAGAUUUCCUUUUAGAAAAAGUGCUGCCAUUGUAAAUCAAAACAAUAUUUCUGUUAUAAAAACUAUUUAUAGAUAAAUAAAAAACUGAAUUUUUUUGUAAAGCCAUUAGUUAUCUUCGCUCCACUCAGAAUCUAAAAUACCUAGAAAACUUGAAGUCUCCGUUUAGCUAAUUCUCUGUUUAAGCGCAAUAUUAAUUCAAUUUACUUUAAGUACCCAUACAAUAACGGUAUGUACUAUUAUAUUUUCAGGAACAAUGGACGGUAAACCAGAACUACAACUCGAAAAGCCACAAUAUUCUCCUGGUGAAAAACUCAGAGCGAAUUGCUCGUCGCCACCCUCGAAUCCGCCUGCUAAUAUCACUUGGUUCAUAAAUGAUAAGGAGGUCAGUAAAAAUAUUGUUUAUAUUGUUAUCGUUAUAACAAUAUGUUAUAAAUGUAUACGACGUCAAAGUUAAAACAAUUGUGCACGCUAUAUAUUUUAUUUAGUUGGAUCCUUUUUUAGUUGUUGUUUAAUCGCCACUAAAAAUACAACGAAAAAAUAGUUUUAUCUUAAGUUUUCUUUUUUCAUUGUUAUUGUCCGAUUUUGUAACCUGUUUACAAAAACUCUGCUCGCUUUUAUCUGGCUGCUUAUAAUUUUCACCGGAUAGACAUAAGACAACGUCAUCUUAUCACCCAACUCCCAGCAUAGUUAAUUAAUUAAACAAACUCUACAGACGUAUUUCGGUUCGUUAAUUGUUUUCCUAGAACUUACUCAAAAGAAUGAUAUUUUAAUUAAAAUGUAUUAUGUUUAUGUAAAUUAGUUACUUUUUAACCUCUUUUUGUCCCAAGUGCAAUACCCAAUGGUCUUAAAUCUGUUGGAAAUAUCUGAUAUAAAAUAAGUUUAAACUUAUUCUUUCUUAGAUUGUACCAACAAUUUUUUACUACAGUUAAGUUUCAACAAAUUCAAGAUGCGUUAUUUUUUUAUACAGUAUUAUCUGUUUUAAGAUUUACAAUUUUAUAUAUUAUAGUUAAUACAAUGUAUGUUAAAGAGUUGACGGGUAUUCGUAUAAAUAUAUCACGACACAUUAACGAAAAUAUUAGAUAACAUUUCAUAUAUAGUUAAACGGCCAUCACAGUAUGAUAUAUGGAAUCUCUCUGUUUAGGUGAUUUUUCAAUAAUGUGUUCGCGUAAAACAAAUUUAAAAACCUUUAAAGUGGGUUUUAGAGAUAAACACUGUAUAACAUAAUUCGUAUAUGAUAACAUUUUGAAGGUAAUUUGGUCGGAGUUUUUGAAAAUAGCUAUUGUUAUUUUUUUAUAUUUAUAUUUAUUUUAUAUUUAAGAAAAAAAGUAAUGUUAUAUACGAUUCUUUGUAUCUUCGAUAACGAACUGAAUAUUAAGAGAGUAUUGUAAAACAUCGAUGUAGCUAUCUUAAUAAAAUAUAUCAUCUACAAAUACUAAGAUAAGCUAAUUAUAAACAUUUUCUCGUUUGUUUUACGUGAACACAUUUUGCUAUAAAUAUGUUCAGUUAAACAGACGAAAAUAAUACAAUACUAUUAUUAUACCUAUAAUGUUAAGAAAGUAAUAAAAUUGUCUGUAUCAAUCUAUCUAACGGACAAAAUAGAAAAAAAUGUGUUUUCGUACUUCCAAUAAUACCCAAGAUUUAACAGACCUAAAACAAAAAUUAUUCCAACAAAUUAAAGAGUGAUUUUUGUAUGUAUUUAUAUAUAAUUUUCUACUAGGAUAAAAACAAAUUUAAUAAAUUUUUUUUUUUCAUUUUAUAGUUUAAAGUACGAAUAUCUUCUCUAAAAUGUAGACAUCGGAAAAUUUCCGAAAACAUAUUUUUACUAUAUUUCUCGUUAAAUAGACAGACCAAAUAUUACUGAAACGCCAUUUUUAAGAUUAUUUUGAACGUAGGAUAUUUGCCCAUAAAAAUGUUGAAAAAAUAGAAACGCGUAUACAGUACAUGUACAGACUAUAGGUAAUUGGCGUAAAAUAAGGUACUGAAAUUAUAAACAGAGCGCACUGUGUAUAGUAAAAAUAUUAUUAAGAUACUACUCGUAAACUAAUUUAUGUAUAAAAAAAAAAGUCAUAUAAAAUGAAGAUUUGUGUACUACAUAAUAUUUGGUCGACUAAAUUCGAACAUUUUGAUAUAAAAAAAAUAAUGUAGGCAUUAAUUUGUUUAAAUUAUUCUGCUUUUUAUACUUAUUAAACCAAUUGAUAGUGAUGCUUGAUUAUGAUUCGUAUUAUAUUUAAUUGGCUGUAUUGUAAAAUAUGAACAGGUAUCAUAUUUAAGAUGAAUGAGUUUUAUAAUUGAGUAGCGCCUUUAAUUCGAUCGUUCUAAACGGUCUUAAUCGAAUAAUUGAAUAGAAGUACUAAUUUAGAAUCGUAUAAUAUAGUCAUUCAUGUUUGUAUUUUUUUUAAUUUUUUUAACUUAAUUUCGUAAAUAAUGUCCGUCGAGUUUUUCAAAUGAGUUUAUCGUUAUUUUGGUUAUCAAAGUUCUAUUUGUUAUAAAUUUACGGAGAAAGGGGAGGGAUAAUAGAAUAUAUAGUGCUGCAGUUGUUAAAGCGGACAAAACGCAUUUUAUUUUUACGUGAAUCCGUGUCAUCUGUCUAAGGUUUUCUGCUGUAACGAACCUACAAUAUUUCGUGAUUGAUAUGUCCAAACAGUUUAAAGAGAUAAAUCGUAAACACAUCUUUGAGCGAAGAGUGCAAAAGUGUUAUAUACGAACGAAUUUUGAUUCAUUUACUUCAUUUAUCCAUUAUCUGUACCGACCGUAAAUAGAGUACAGUACCUAUAUAAUAUUAUUUAAAUAUUUCCGUAAAUAAAAUAGUAUAGAUUUAUGUAUACAUGGUGUUAUUGGGCGUGUAUCUGUUAAAAACUAUAUGUGUACUAUUUUUUUUUUUUACUUUUUUAAGUCAGCUUGGGCGGUUUUAUCAUUGUAAGUAUAUAUUCGAUCUUCUGCGAUUAUACGUAUAUAGGAGGUUAAAAUAGGGGAAAACGAUAUUGACAUUUGCACUAAUUUCCACAUGCGGCGCUAAUGGAUAAAAGAUUAGACAAAAUCCAUUUUAAAUGAAAGAAACGAUCUAAAAGAAAUACGUUGUUUCCCAAAUAAAAAUCUAAAAUACUGAUAUUCUAUAUUAAACCCGGUUUUUUUUUUCAUUUUUUGCACUAUUGCAUUUCUAUAUGUUAACACAAAAGAAACUCUGAAAAUAGUAAUUAUAAAAAAAAACAUGGCAAAAAUAUGUUACUAUACUCGUGUGCAUUUAAUUAGUUGUCAAAUUUUAAACCACAAACUCUAUAUCUAAUAAUAUGAUACUAUUGGGGUUUUAAUUUGACAAUUGGAUACAUUUGUCGGAUUACGUUAUGUUUUCUUGAUGACUUUUAUAACUAAAAACAAGCUGAUAUUUCUUCCUGUUAAAAUCUACAAUAGUUCGUUUAAAAUAAUACUUAAACGGGGUUUAUUUUUUUUUAAUGCCCAUUUGAAAGAUUAUAAUAUUAUUAAUUGUAUUGAAAUAACUCACUAGGUGUGUAAAUUUAAAAAAAAUGCAACAUUACCUACGAUUUUUUCAUUAUUUUACUUCAGCGAUAUAAUAGUCCUACGUUUAGAAAUAUUUGAUUUUUCAAUUUUAAAAAAUUAAAAAUUAAAAAUACAUAUGAUUAUGUUAAUGGUAAUGUUUUUCAUAAUAUUACAAAUUCAACUGUUUCCUGCAUAAUCAAUUGAUUUGAAUUAAUUAUUUCAAUGAAAAUUAUACAUUAGACAUUGGGCUGAUUUACUGAAUUUUUGACAAUUUUUGUCAUAGAAUAAAUUAUAAGCUAUAAUAUUAUUGAGAAGUUUCAAAAUGUAUUAUUAUGUAAACAGGUUUAUAGUUGUAUUAAAACAAUAAUAACAUAAUCGAUUAUUAUUAUUAGUUAUACAAUUUGUAUUUCGUAUUCUUUAUCGGUUUAUUAUUUUAUAUUCAUUCUUCAUUACUGCGUUUGUAUAUUGCACUCUGUUUGUUAUUCUACGCACCCGCGAUCCAGAAAACACUAAUAUGUUUUUACGUAUAUGUAAAACUGUAUAACAUUCAUAAUAAACCCACAUAUUUCCAAACCUAGUUUAAAUUGUAUUAAUUACACAUUUCUUAUCUGAAUCCCAUUCAAUGUCCCAUUCCCACAAAAGACACGCCCUUCUCAGUAUUGCGAAUCCCACAUUGUACACAGAAUUGCAUUGUAAAAUAGACAAUUAGCGCCUGUGUGCCAAACAAUAUCAAAUCUAUUAAAUAUACUUAAAAGCUUUAAAUGUUAUUAUAAAAUAUUGGAGUGUGUAUUAAAUGAAAACAAAAUACCGGAUUACUAAUUUAACAACUAUCGCAUUGAAUUUAUGUUAACGCCCGCAACCUGUGGAACGUUACAUAAUAUAAAAUGUGUGUUUAACGAUAAAAUAGUGUCCUUUAAUUUAUCUUGUAUAUCUUUGUUACCGAUUAUAAGUGAUUCGGAAAUAUCCCCAAACCUAUUAUCGAGUUUUACAUCUGUUGGUCUAUAAAGUAACGUGGCAUAAUGUGCUAAUUGAUUCAAUUUAAGUAUAUAUUUUAUACUUAUGUCGUUAUAUACCUAUAUUAGACUCGUAUAUCUUCACGUUGCGUAUUCCGUAUCACUAGAAUUCAAUCGACGUCAUAAGGAAUUAGACCGAGUCAAAUGAUCGGUUUGUGAUUGAACGAAAGAAAAAGAACUAAAAACAAAAAAACAUUUCACAGCGCUCAUUAUCGAACUAAAUCCUUGGACGCUUGAUGAUAGACGCUAUGGAUAUAGCGUAUCCAUAUCCAAGAAUGAAUUUUAUUAGGUCAAAUCAAAAAUGACUUAAAAUAUAAAUUCUUGUUUAAUAAUUUGUACUUUUAAGUAUUUUAUUAUUAUUUUUGUUUUAAAUGCAAAGGUUAAAUAUUAACUCAUUUAUUAUGCAUAUAGGUCUUACUAUACAAGAAUAUUUUCGCUCGGUUGUUAUUGACGAUAAUUUUAUUCAUACAAAUAAAAAAUAUAUUAUAACAUCAAAAUAUAGAGUAUAGACAUACCAUUCCCAAAUUCCUAAAAGUUCCUUUGGAUGAGAUAUCGACCUACCAUGUAUAGAUUAAUUUGUUUUUACCUAAAGGGGAAACGGAAAUAGUGAAAUCAAAAAUUACUAGUAUGUUGGUGGAUGACUAUGAGGUAAAAGUAGUUAUUCUGAAUCAAAAGUAAAAAUUAUAGCAUUCAAGACAGGUAGUUCCGGGAUUUUUACAAUAUUUAGAAUACAUUUGUAGACUAAUAUAUUUUGAAACGCUAAAAAUAUAAAGGGAAAUUAAAAAUAUUGGAGGGUUUCCAGGUAUGUAGCUAGGGAGCCAGUAAAGCCAGUGAGAAAGUAAAAAUACGGGUAGAUAGGCUAGUGAAGUAGAAAGUUGUUAAAAAAAAAAUGUUGAGGGGCGUUGAGUAAAUUUAGGGAAAGUGGUGACCACACCAAGGGAUUGCGCGUGGCAGUUUGAAAAAUAUUCGUAUAAUUAAACGUAUUUUCAAAUUUGUUUAAAUAAUAUCGUACCUACCUAAAAUAUUACUAUCAUAGAUAAUAAAUAAAUAGGUGAUUCAUUGUGGCUGACACGGUCAGCCUUAAUAUAUUUUAUAAAGUGCAACUUUUUCUUCUAGUAUUAAGAUAAUAAUGUAUUACUAAUGAAUAACAAUUAAAGAAAAUAUAUUUAAAAGUACGGCAUUCGACUCAGGAGACACUAUCGGAAAAAAAAAAACUUAUUGUCUUAAAUUAUUCUUACCAUUAUUUGUUAACCGUACCCCAUAAUCGAAAAACCUCAAACAGUACCUUAUAAUGCCGGAGAAAGAUACAAUCGUCAACGAUGAUUCUCUCUUCCCAAAAAAUACUAUGUCCUCAAACAAAACCGAUAUAUCUAUUGCCUAUCUGUGUAUCUAUUACAUGAAUCUAUGAUUACUAUGUCAAUCGAUAAACCAUUUAGCAUAUGUUAUUAAAUUUUUAGCUGGGCAACGGACGUACAUUCAGAAUACCGUCGGUCCGGCCGUCCGGUUCAUUAUAUAAGACUGUGUCGUCAAUCGAAUACGACGUUCUGAUAGCCGGUAAGCUAAAGGUUAAAUGCCAAAGCGAUAUAUACCACGUGAUCGGGUCGGAAACGGUAGUGAUGCUGGACGAAGACAAACCGAGACUUGCGUCCAUCCUUCAACCUCAAAGCCAUUCAACGGGUAAGCACUAAUUGUUAUCAUUAUAACUAUUAUAAUUUUUAUAAUAAUACUAUAUUUAUAAUUUAAUAUUACAUACAUACAAGUAUUAUAAAUUAUAAUUUAUUAUAUAGUUUGAUACAUUGGUUAGUUUUGGAGAUUUCGAUAAAAACAGAUAUUAUAAUAAUGUCGUGUCCAAAGAUGUAUAGUUAGGUAUUGACAAGACCAUAAUUUAGGGCAAUAGUAGAAAAUGGCGCGGAAUUCAGGAUUUAAGUUUAUUAGAGCAGACAUUUUUGUGCGGCUAGACUACCGGAGACGCUAAAAAGAAACUACGACAGUCCUUUCCUCUAUCUCCCCCCUCACACCCCCGAGAAAACAGAACUGUAAAAAUCCGUGGAUGAAACGAAACAAUUUGUUCCCCGUGAUAACUCAACGUUGACUUGGGCAAUAAAUCGACAAUUUUUUUUUUCGAUUACGUCCUGACAUAAGCUGGCAAAGCGAACGAAUGGAGAUGGCCGAAAGCCUCAGAUGACGCAAUAUUGGAAUAUUUGAGAUUAUGUAUCUAUAUUAUUAUUUUUAACUUUUUUAGUUUCUUUAUCAGACGUACGGACAAAAGAUAAUUGACCCCGUUUCCGCUUAAAACCUUGUUGUUUUUACGUGCACAAGUCCUCAGGGGCGAACGCAGGAAAAUAUUUCGAGGGAAGGGGUUGAAAAAGUAUAAAAUGUUCAUCAUGUAUCAUACUAUUCAUACUGUAUUACUCUUUAUUUUAGGUACUUAUAGUAUAUAUAUAAAUUAAUUAUUACAAUUUUUCAAUAAAAAAUAAAACAUUGUAUUUAUUAACAUUAAUAUUAUCCGUCAUGUAAAUUUAUUAUUUUAUAUUUGGGGAAAUGUUAUUGUACUGUGGGUAUAUUAUAACAAUAGAAUUUAAAACUAAAUAAAUAAUUAUAUAAAUAGUUAACAAUAACUCACAUUACGAUUAGCACCAGAUUGUGGCAUUUCGGGUUUCCGUCUUUUAGUUGAUGGACUGUCUACAGACGAUUUGUCAGAAUCCACGUGAAUCGGAAUUUAAGUGGUAUUUUUAUUUUGUGGUUUAAAAACCUUUGAAAAUGAAUUUUUGUAUUUGAGUUUUAUAUUACGCCAUCAUAACAAUACGUCAAAAUAAGUGAAUGGUGAUACCAAAAGAUAUGUAUUCGUUAGCGGUUUAGGCGUAUGGUUUAUAUUGAACAAUGAAAUUUCUAGAACUAUCUAUAUUCUAGAUAAUAUAGAUCAAUAGCAACUUUUCGUAAUAUAUUGGUGGCGAUGAUAAUUUAUUAAAUUUGUCUAUAUUACGUACAUCAUCGAAUUAAACCCCCGAAAACUUUUAAAUAGCUAAUAAUUACUAAUUAUUGUUAUUAAAAAAUAACUAAUAAUUUUUUAUUAAAUGUAUUAAUUAGUAUUUGUAGGUCAGGUAAUUUAUUUUUUGUUCCUGAUAUUUCGGGGGAAGUUUAAACACCCAAAUCCCCCCUGCGUUCGCCCCUCCUAGUCCUACACUCGUAUACGUAAUAAUAUGACGUAUUGUUACUUGGAAAAGCGGUACACCUGAAACAUAAAAAUAACAGUAGAAAAACUAUAACAAUAUAGACCUACUUAAAUUGUAUAUAUAUAUAUAUAUAUAUCUACUUAAAUUUUACGACAAAACUUUGUCGUCCAUUCCCUCUUGAAAUACAUAUUAGAUUUUAUAGGUAUACUAUUAUAAUAAUAUAGUCAGUAUAAGUACCUAUAUAUUAUAUUUGUUCGAUAUUCAUACAUAAAACUAUUAUAUUGAAACGCCAAGUAAAUACAAUAAACAGGUACCUUUGUAUUUGUGUUACCUAUAUCGAAUAUGAAAACAAAUAAUGGCAAUAGUAAGACCGUUCUUUGAGAUACAUAUUUAUGCCCGAUUUUAGUAUAGAUACGAUAUAGCUAAAAUAAUAGUACGUAAUAAGUGUGUUCACCACUGUCUGAGAAAUCUCAAUUUGCUCGAUUAGUUUUAAAAUAUCAGAACGCCGAUGUGAUAAAAACAAACGUGACAUCGUCAAUAAUUCGACUUCGGGACGUUCUCUCGAACUGAAGUAAUUUUAUUAUAUUUGUGACGUGUAUAAUAGUCGUGCGCGUGUAACACAAUACGUUUCGGCAGAUGUUUUUCGGCGACAGCGAGUAUUCGCGUUCCGUGUAAACUUGGCAAUUUAACAGAUAUUAAGUUACAGCCAAUGUCAAUAAACUAGACGAACCGUUUUAAUAAAAAUAUAUUAUAAUACUUCACUGUUAGGAAAAAUUUCAGUUAGCUUGUGAGAUUAUUUUUAAAAGAAUAUUGACGGUCUGAAGACAUGCGUAUUGUCACGAUAGACCGGUAACAUCCGAUGUCAGAUCAAUGUCGAUCUCCCUUUGUUAGGAUUUAUUUUUAUACAUUAGUAAGUAAAUCAUAAUUUCCGAAAAAUUUGAUCUUAAUAGAUCAUUAUUUUGUUGUCAGUUUAUCAAGUAAAAAUACAGUUUAACAGUGUGUAUAUUGGCAAUUUUAUUUCUGGUAUAUUUAAUUUAUAAUAUUAUAUUAAUCGUAAUAAAAGUGCUAUGAAAAAACGUUAUUUAACUACACAUUUUAGUAAUAUUUGUACACGCGUGUUUAUUAUUAAUACCUAUUAGAUAAUUAAUAAUCAUACAUUUUUGUACAGAAGUCGACCGUCAAAGCGAAAAUAUAUAUUCUUAGUAUAUUCUAGAGAAAAAUGUUGUACCAUCCCUGACGUACGCGGUUCAUCCGAGAGGCCGAACAGAAAAAUCACGCAUAAAGUAUUACUUAAAUUUUACGAAUUUAAUUAUAGUUUGAAAUACCUGCGAUAAAAGUGUGAGGAUGUUUCGAAGCCUUUUUCUAAAAUAUCUUAUAAUAAUAAUUUAUGGUAUAAUAUUAUAUAAGUUGCGAAUAAAAUUAACAUACAGUUAUAUUAUGAUAAAUACGUAAAACAUAACUUGCAUACAGGUUACCCCUCUAUACAACACUAUAGUUUAAAUGGCAUUUAAAAUCGCUACGAAAAUAUUAUUUUAACGCCGGUGAGGUUUUUACCAUUUAUGUGGAAAAACUCGAUUUUUCGGUAUACAAUAAUAAUUAUUAUUUUGCAGUCACAAGUCACAUGUAAAGAGCGCCCUCUAUCGAUGACCGUUUUUCGUGUACAAAAGGCUAGUCUAUUAGUAUAAGACCUUAUGUUAAAUACCCAUGAAUCCAAUUCAAUUUUGACCGAUUGCGUACGAAGUAUGUAAUAUUAUAUUAGUAUAAUAUCACAUAGGGAAUAUUUAAGAGAGAUUUUGGCGGUUUAGUUUAUUAUUUCUCAAUGACGACAGCAUGUCAAUAUGAUUUUAUCAUAUUGUAGCUUAAUACCGGAACACCUCAAAAUCACGAAUUUGGCUCAUAUGGUAGGUUUUUCCCCGUCAAUCAGUUAUUAAAGUGGGGAAAUAUAGUCACCCGCUUCUUAAUUAAUAUAAAAUGUAUUAGUCACAUUUAGUUUGAGUCUUCGAAGUCCAGAGGGACGCCACUGAGACAUGUUAAAUGAAUUUUUAAAAACUCGAAUCAGUUUUAUUAAAAACAACUUCUUUAAUACUUCUUUAUUUUUAAUGGGCAGGCAUACAUAUGCAUAGGAUAAUAUUUGUAGAAGGUUGCAGUUUUUAUUCUAUGAAUGUAAAAUGUUUAUGAACAAAUGAUUGUGAGUGAAGAACGCAUCAUGUCUCCAUGAUGGGUUUCUAAAAGUUUGGUUAGGUUUAAUUAGUUCUCGGGUACGCCCCUCAAUUUUCAAUGAAAAUAUAAUUCCCCUUCGAAAUUUUUUCCACUUUAACCAUUGCCAUCAAUAAAAAUACGAUAAAAUAGUGUGUUUUCAUUGGCGAUAACUUAUUGUCAUCAAAAUAUAAUACGCGUAUGUAAGAAAUCCGGAUGGGAUAUUUCGCGCACAUAUGCGACGGUGGACAUAUUUAUAUACAAGGUCAUUAAAAUAAUAGAGACUCGGGGAAUGGACUGUGACCAUAACAGAAAUACAAUCUAUAUAUAUAUAUAUGCGGGUAGAUUUUGUGUUUUCAAAGGUCAUUGUUGGUUUUUUGACACGGAACAAUAGAGAAUGACGUGCUUUUAACGCGUGAGGAUUCGGUACAAUAAUAGUUUUAGGGGGACCCGAGAGUGUGUGUGUCAGUGACCCGGGGCGUGAACUGUUCUACUACAGAUGAUAUGUAGGUAGGUUUGUGGAUGGAAAAAAUUAGGAAAAAAUGACAUUGGUGACACCUCUUCAAUAGACACACUGUCCGUAUGAAAUAAAACUUUUUCACAAACGCUGUUACGAGAGAGAGAGAGAGAGAGAGAGAGAGAGAGAUAGAUAGAGAGAGACAGAGACAUAGAUAUGACUUUGCAGUCUCCCGGGAAAUCAAACAUCGGCAUGACUUGUGUACGAAAAGUAUACGAAAGAUGAUGGGCACCCUCCGCAUAAUCAACAAAAUGACUGAUGUAAGCGAGAGAACACUCUGCUAUAUCGUAGGCAUCGUACUUGCAUUACGACGAUUGUUGUUAUUACGAAUAUUACGUUUAUAAAAUACAACGUGUGUAUUUUUAUGUUAGUAAGUAUACGAGUAUGUUACAAAUAAGCGUAAAUAUAUAUGUUGAUCUAUGAUCAUAGUCUAUAUAGACGAUAAUUUUAAAACGUGCAAGCCCCGUUGAGAGUUUGCUUGUUAAUAAGUUUUUUUCUUUUAAUUUAUAUUUUGCCCCAUUAAUAUGUAUAUUUCGUGAUUAAAGUAAACUAGUUAUAGUAGGUACAGACUCUUCAUUACCUAUUUCCACGUGCGAAAUUUUUUUUAAACAUUUUUUGGUUCGUGUAGAUACUCGUGACUAAAACCAAAACUUCGCGUGUAAUAUAAUUUCACAUACACGUCCCUAUAACGACCAGUUGUUUAAAAAUGUAAAAGUCAACGAGAAUAUUUUAAAAAAUGUAUGUUAUACAUUAUGUUAUAUGUGUUUCAAUACCAUAAAAAAAAUUGAACGAUAUAAGUGAAAAUGGAUAUUAUAAUAUAGUCUUGAGUGACACGGCGAAGGAAUCCUCUCCUCUGAGAUGAACUUUAAUAUCGGUUGUUUAUAUUAUUGUUUAGUGGGUCACAAAACAAAUGCCUUUUAGCCUUUUUUUUUUUUUUUUAUAAGUUUUCAAGAGUGUUUAUGAGGUAACAUUUACAAUCACAAAAAAGUAAACUGUUAUAAUAUAAUAAUAAUAAUAAUAAUAAUAAUAUCGUAAUCGGUAUAAAUUAUUAGUUUUAUUAAUUUUACAUUUGUCAAGAAUUAAUUAAUUUUUUUUUUCUCUAACUAAAUAUAAUAAUUAAUAUAAUUUAUCUUAAGAGUGGAAUAUUAAUUCCUAACAUUAAAACCACUUGCAACAAAUAUUCGAAUAAUUUAAUCAGAUUAAAAAAUAACAAUCACUUAAAAUACUUUAUUUAUUUAAUUUAAUCUUAAAUUUGUCCCCACCUCUCUCUCAACUAAAAAAAAAAUAAAAAUAAUUUAUUUCACUACAACAGUUGAUUAUUAAAUAACUACUAUAAUACAAUAAUAUUGGUAACUUAUAGUGUACUAUGCCGUUCAUAAUGGUAACUAAGCAAAUAAUAAUAGUUUUGUACGAACUUAUGCAAUAAAUCACAAUUAUUUAAAAUACUUACGAUUCAUAUGAUAUUUGUUUUAAAAAAAAAAUUUGAUUAUUUAUGAAUAUAAAAACUAAUUAAUAAAUUGUGUGCUAAAAAAUUAUUAUAAGAUCGAGAUAAAUUUAUAAUACCUUUACGGUAUAUUAAACUUUUAAUUUUUUUUUUUUUUUGGUUUUUCAUUAAAUUUAUAUAAAUUCUUUUCUCAACCUUUUUCCAUUGUUGAGUUCGUAUUGUCAAUAUUGAAUAAAUACUUUUUAAACUUAAUUUCAAUAAAAUGUGUUUUGAACGAAAAGCAAAGUUCGUAUAAAGACCUUAGUCAACAUAAUUUUUCCAUUAUUAUCGCGACCUAUAUUAAUGCGCUAUACCAAUUACAAUAAUUAAUAGUUUAUUGAACUAACUGUGUAAUUUUAUUAAUAAUAUUUUGAAAUUUAAUAUUUAAUUAAAAUAUCAUUAUUAUAGAAUAUAUACUGUUAAUAAUAAUAUUACUACGUUUAUCCGUUCGAGAAUUUUAAUCUAGUCAUUUUAUAUUAUUUCGAAUAGUACUCAUAUACUAUACAGAUAUACAAUCAUAACGAUUUGAAAUGAUGAUUUGAAAUUUUUACUUUUAAUUAAAAUUAUACGAUCGUAAUGAUUUAAGUAAAAAACUUAAUAUUUUGCAUUGCUAUUGUAACGGAAUAUAUCAAUGCAUCUAUUACAAGGAAAUAGACCAAUAUUGUUCAAAUUGACGCAACGAUGACAAUGUAAAAGUAAUCAUUAGACAAAAUGCUAAUUCGAUAGUAUAAAACAAUACGUUUAGGAUUGAGACAUCUAUACACUGUUGUUGUUUUAAAUCUUCACAGAUAUAUAUAAAUAAUCAACCAAAGCAUCGCAGAUGAGUAUAAACACCGGCGUAAUUGGUAAAUUUCAAACGAACAAUCCGUAAGAUUCUAGGAAUCAAUCAUAGACCUUAUACUAAUAGACUGGCCUUUUGUACACGAAAAACAGUCAUCGAUAGAGCGCGUUCUUCACUUGUGACUUGUAACUGCAAAAUAAUAAUUAUUAUUGUAUACUCAAUGUAUUGUGUAUUUGUAUUAUAAAUUUGGAUACCUGGUUAUUUAUAGAUAUUUACUUGAUUAAUUUAAAAUGUUUUUUAUUUGUUUUCGCGAACAGUAUUAUAAAAUAUUAAGCCUAACCUUCUUCUAUAUUAAAUUAUUUGUUAUAAUAAGCUCUACUUACUUGGAUUCACGUUGUAUUAUAAAUAUUUAAUGAAUGUUAAUAUUAUUAUUAAUUUUUGUUAAUAUAUAAAAAAAGUUUUUAUAACUGUUAUUAAUUUCUGUUAAUAUAUAAACAAAAGUGAUUUAUAACUAUUUUUUGGUAUUUGAGUUUAUAUUUUAUAAAUAGUUACAGUCCUAUGAAAGCCCCAUAAGAAAAUAAGAGAAAUGAUAAUAGUACGGUAUUAUUUUAUAUUGUACAUACAAGGAAAACACUUAUGUGAUUAUACUAUACAUCACUGUAGUAUGUCUGACCGAUUUCUACAACAGCUACUUUAUAAACAAGGCCAUUCUAUUAGUAUAAGGUCUAUGGCGUCAAUGCAAUCUAGGAAUGAACACUGGAAUCGAAAGGUUCAUUAAUUCUGUUUCUAAAAAACAGGUAUCCCUUCUACUAGAGAGGUGAUCAUCACAGCAGCGAAAUUGCUGACGAAAAUAUUGGUAACGUCGGUCUUUGGUAACCUAAAAAACAAAAGUAUCCAUCGUGCUAUACAAAGGAUAGAAUAUUGAAAAACCACUUAACUUUACAUGAAUAAAUAAAACCCAAUUAAAACUCAGUUGAACACAUUCGCCUCGCUAUUAAAAUAAUAUUAUACAUUUAGUAUAUUCAACUCAAAACAGAGGUAAAUCAACACAAAGCAAAGCAAAGCUGGUUGAAUUGAAUUAUUUAGCAUAAAUCAUACACACAACUUCUACGACAUCAAGGUAUUCAACAUAUUAACAUUCAAGAAGUCCCGAAGAAAGAAGUCACAGAAAACUGACCACUGGUCAAUCCAGUUUCCGGAAUCUUCAAGGCGAUAUCGACGGAGACACCAAACGUCAAAUUCGCAGAAAACAGUUCGAUAUCAUAUUAAUUCCACUUCAAUAUUAAUGGACCUCCAAUAAGUAUUGAGAAUUCUGAAGACUGUAAAAAGUUGGCUGAUAAUAGAUGUGCCUACAUUGAUGUGUCUAAGGUACUAGGUCUAAAAUAGCAUAAAAUAAUUUAGACAUAGUUGAGGAUAGAAAUGGUUUAUGGCAUAUUUUGUCAACUAAAUAUAUAUGUUUAUAAUUUAAGUGUUUCUCUAAUCAUUAGGGUUCCUAUAGUAUUCUGUGUUAACUGUAAUUAAAUAAGUAAUGUUUCUCUUAAUUAACUGUUAAAAAUUGUGCUUUCUUUUUUUUAUUAUUAUUAAAGUUGCAUUUUGAUGCUCAUUUCAUUGUUGAUAUGACUUUAUCAUUUUACAAGCUCUAAUUUGAUAGUAUACAAAUUACAUAUAAUUAUUAUUAAGUUAUGUCUAACAUGUGAAAUAGUUUUUAAGACUUAAGUACGUGUAUAAAAAUUUACUAAACAGGGUAAGAAAAAAAUUGUUUGUAUACAUUUUGUGAAUUUGUUAACGUACUAUCUAAGAGCUUUGCAAAACAAUUAACUACGAGCAUAACGACCGUCUUUUUAAAUGGUUAAACCAGAUUAGUUGUAUGUUCAUAAAAUUAUAAUAUUCGUAUCUUAAAUUUAUAAAAUAUUAGCGUAUACCUUACAGUUUUUUUUACUAAAACAUCACUGUUUAUAGAGGUCUUUAAAAUAAAAAAUUAUUUCUUACAUUUUAAAUCUAAAAUAUUACCGAUUUAAUAUUUACGCAUAUAGAACACGUUAAUAUUUUUACCCUCUAUUCUGCUCGUUUAUAGUUUAAUUUAAAAAAAUAAAAAAAUGUUUAAUUUAUAUAUAUAUAUAUAUUAUAAAUAGGUACCUAGUAUAAUUAAAGUCAAAUUUACAAAGGUACCUAUAUAUAAAUAUUAUAUAAAUCCAACGUAAAAAAUAUAAGGCACAUAAUAAAAUAUGAUUUUAUGCCGGACAAAUGAGGGGUGAGUAUUAUUAUAAUUAGUGCAUUAUUGGUCACAGAAAAAAUAAAAGGACACAAAGGACAAAAUGCGAGUUUAGUGUAAAAAUAUGGUACAGAGGAGGGUAAACAUAUUUCCCCUUGGGGAAUGAUGAUGUAACGGGUCGGUCAUUGCUUAGUCGUAAAGUCUAAUAGAUCUAUUUUUCGUAUAAAACCUCGGAGGCCGUUUGAAAUCCUUUUUCCUUUUAAAUCAAAUGUAAGUACCCAUAUGAAAAUGUAUACAAAUUAUUCCAUUUAACUAAAAAAAAAAAAAAUGAAAUGUGAUGUACUUACCUAAGUAUUUAAGCCACGGAUUUUUAAUAUAUAUUUAAUAUAACAUUUAAUUAAAUCUAAAACUCGGGUUACUUUUUAAAAAUGUACGUAAAUAAAUACAACAUCAUGUAAAAUGAUAAAUUUAGAUACAUUGAAGGCCAGUGAUAUAAAUCAGUUAAAUCGUAAUUUAUAAUUUAAUAAUUAACAAUAUACUGUAUCAAAAACAGUAGGUAUCAGACCUGAUGCUUCUGACAGGUUUUAUUUAAUUCGUAUCCGACCACAAUGAUAAAUACUAAUAAAAUACGAUUCUGAGUGAAGUUCGGUUAAUUGCAUGUUUUGAAAUGCCAUGAUUGUUGUCAACAUAUUAACUUUAAAUAGCUUGAAAAAAAAAACAUUUCUUAACAUGUCUAUGGUCGUGACCGGUGCUACCUGGUGGGGAUGCGCGCCGCCAUACGAAAACUGGUCGCGAGUCGUGAAAGCGGUAUGUUCUUUUUUGAAACAAAGUAUAUGUAUGCUCAACUUUUUUUUUCGAGCCAAUAGUUAACUAUUUUAAUGAAUCUCGUGUAUCAAUUUUCAAACUUCUCAGCCAAAAUAAUCGUAUUAGCAAAAUACCAAAUAAAAACAAAAAAAAAAAAUUUGGAAAGAUCAAAAAAGGCUUAUAAAUAGGUCAAAAAUUACCGAAAUUUAUUUUUUUUCUUCCAUAUAGAAAAUGCUGAUAUAAGUAUUCUGUCAAAAUUUCUGAUCUUUAUAAUAAGGUUUAAACGGAAUUAAAAGAAAAAAAAAACGAUAUCGGAAAUAACGCAAACCGUCAUUGAGAUUCCCCGUGUUUCCCGACUAUAAGGAAAACUACACACCUCGAUAAUUUUCCAAUUCGAUUGAAUUUUCUUUCAGAAAAUAUGCUACACUAUGAAAUCGAAGAAAUAUUUCUUGAUAAAAAGUUUUUACGGAGAGAAAAAAAAAAUACACAGCAUACACACACACAUAUAGUAAAACCGAUACGUUCGUUACUGCGCUCAGAACUUAAAAUUAAAUUUUAAAACCGUAUAAAUAAUGUACUGAAUAAUUUUUACUAACGGUCUAUCAACUUAAAAACCGUAUUAUGACUAUUUGUAACAUUUUGUCCGGAGACCUUGUAAAUUGUUUAUAUUUAAAUAUGAUGAUAAAUUAUUAUUAUAAUAAAAUUAUAUUAAUUAACAAUUCAUAAAUCGUUUUUUCGAAGCAAUAUUUUACUAUUUUAAUAACAAUCCGAACAACUCAGGAAUAUUAAACUUAAAAAAUAAUAUUUCCUGAAUGUUUUAAAAAAAAAGAAAGAAACGCAAUACGGGUUACGGAAAAUAGAGUAGGUAGCUUUAAUAAUUAUGUAUAAUAUAAUUAUAUUUACUGUAGGUACAGAUCAAAAUUAAAAUUACUCGUAGGUGCAAGCACAUUUUCGAAUAUUUAAUUUUUUAGUGCGUGUUUAUGAAUAUUUUAAAAUUUAAAUCGCUCGAAAUAACGAAAUUGGCAUAUUUUAGAUUCGGAGCAUAGCAAGGAAUUUAUUGGUUUUACAAUGAUUUUUAAUUUUUUUUUUUCUGUAGACAACUUUUCUACCAGAAAAUUUACCAGAGAUUUUCAAUUAUAGCACUUUUUAUAAAAAUCAAUUUUAUCUGAAUGACACUUGAAGAAAGUCAUUUUAUUAAUUUUUCAGGCGUUUUUCAAAAUAAUUUGGGAAAAAACUUAGGAAAAAUGUACGUACAUGCAAGAAACUUCGCUUCGAAUCGUUUUUUUGUUAACAGUUUUGUUUAUCAGUGCGUACAUAUAUAAAUUUAAUUCUCCUCUGUAUCCUAUACCUUUCCAACUUCUCACCUUCUGCAGUGAGGCCCACCAAUCGCGAGAAGUAAGUCUGUCUUUUUUUUUUGUUUUAACACCUCCCGAAUUUCAUUUUUCUUCGAGUGGAUUUAAACAUUACAAAUACCGUUUUCACGUAUGUUAUUGUGAUAUCGUGAUGGUUAACAUCGUAGCCUAUGAAACAACGUUGAUCUGGAUUUCACUUUGGACGCUAAAAAAUAGCGCAUACGCUCGCAUUACUCGACGAGUUCUGAUGAUCGCGUCCGACUCGCGUUGAUUAGCAGCCAGAGCGUAUGCCACGAAUACUUCUAACAUUGCGGAUUACGGGAUUAGGGAAUGUAAAAAUUUGCGAUAUCACUACGCCGGCGUGCGCGCUUUAGAAUUUAAACUCCGUCACAACGGAAUGAACGCAAAUAUGAACUCGUUCAAUGCAUAUUCAUAGGGUUGAGAUUAUCGCCGUAUCGUCUAUUCCGUAUCCAUCGUAUGUUGCUAGAGGACUCUCCCUCGCGCCUAUUAAUCUCGCCCGCGCCCUCGUACGGGUCGACGUCAGAAUUAUUGGCGGAUCCGACCGAGCCCCGCGACGACACGACGCUUUAAUUCUCCAAUACGCAUAAUUUGUCACGGCCGGUGUAUCAGACGGCGCGCGUGGUCCGCGCUGAAUUCCUCGCCAUUAAAUUGUAAUACAUUGCGAAUCGAGGCGAACGUCGCGCGUGGUCUUUGGAAAUUUCUCGGCGCAACACCGCAGAAUAGAUACAAUCAGAAAGGACACACUAACGAUUUAAAACAAAAACGCGGUGACGGGGGAAUUAUGUUCGGCUACAAUCUUCAAUGCGUUUUAAUAUUGCAUUAUACUUACAUUAUUUGAUUUACUGUCUAAUUAAAAUUCACUCCGAUUUACUUUGAAUAGUGAAUAAUCAUCAUUAUGGGACGCUAUUAUACGUUCCUAUAAAAACUGUGGAAAUAAGAUAUCGGAAAAACAGGAUAUUUUAGUUAUUUUACUUUUCCUAAAGAUCCAGUCAAAAGUUAUUAUUUAAUAUUUCUCAAAUCACAUGAUUAUUAUAUUUUAAAAUCGUACCACAUAUUUCUUUUGAGAUGUAACCAGAUAUUUUGUUAAUUUAUAAUCAUAAAAUACAUUAAUAAUAUAUUUAAAACCAUUAAAUAUCUAUGAAAAAUCAUAUAAAUCUCGAAAAAAGUUAUUAACUUGUAAUAUGGUUACAUUGAUUUCCAUAUUCGGCGGAAGACGACUGCCAAAAAACGUUCGAUGUGUACGUAUUCGUAUACUGCCCAUAUUAAUUGAAUUCCGCCACAAUUGGACAUUCUCAGAGAGUCAAAUAAUUGAAAAAAUGUUUUAACUUGGAGUAUGCCGCAAAUUGGAUGGUAAAUAGGGUUGUCACCUUUCCGGGUUUCACCCGGUUAAUUCGGGUUUACAUCAAAACAAUGUCAGUGAAUUAUUCUCCUAUAGUUUACCGAAUCUUUUGCUGACGAUCUUUAAUUGGCUCUGAGAAAUUUGAGAUUGAUGUUUAUGAUAAAUUUUUAAGAUAUUUCAGAUCAAAAUACAGCAAAACAUUUUUAUUUUUUUGAAGGUACGAUUUUUGGGCGCUGCCGUAGCACUCUCUAUGCAGUGAGAUAUUUUAUGAAUCUGGCAACCUUGGUUAAGUCUUGUCAACGUUUCCCUACUGGUCAUAUAGCUGAGCCUGUAGGUACUUCGCGCCGUCUUCGUCCACCGUAUAAUUUUUAACGCGGGUUUUUAAUCUUUAAGUGAGCCAGCAAGUUGAUAUAAAAUAAUAUGAUAAUGCAAUAAUGAGAUAACGUUUCGACAUGCCGCUCAAAGCCAGGAGAUACGUCUGCAAUUACGACUACAUUGGACCCGUUUCCGAUCCAGUCCAAUUCUUCGACUAAUUGGAAAAAAAAACAAAAUCGUUUACAUUAUUAGUAGUGGCUAUAUCUUAUCCGACCUAUCCGUUUCUAACGUAGCCGAUUAGUCGGUACGUCGGAAGGGAGACAAAUCGAUUUGAUUUUUUUUCUGACGAGUUAGACAAAAUUGAGUUUUUUGGGUUCAAUUAUAAUCAAUAAGAAAUUAUAAACACUCCUCUAUGUCGUGUGUGACAACUGGCAGUGUUUUUGAUGAAAAUGUUGAAUAUACUGUAGUUGAAGUUUAUAAAGUAGAAAUAAGUUGACAUAAUUAAAUUGAACUAUAUAAUAUUUGAUAAAGAGCAUUUAAUUAAUAUUGUUCGGUCAAAACCAACAUUAUAAGAUAAAAGGUUGGCCUAGUAGUGUGAUGAAUGGAUUUUGUAGAAGUCAUAGCCUCUGAAUUUUAUCAGUGUAUGGAUGGGUGGUUUGGGUGGCUCGUGACUUAUAUGAUGAUCUCUGUAAAAUGUGUACUAAAAAAUGUACAAAAUGUAGAUAUCAGUUGAAAAAAAACUGUCCUAGUUUAAUGGGGACGGGCGCAACUACUGUUGUAGAUAAUUUAAUGUAUACCUAUAACCAACGAUAAACCAUUUCAUUGCUAACGACAAAAUGAUUCUGAGCCUAGUUCAGUUGAUAAUAAUGUUUUAUCAACAAUAUUUAUGUCAUAUUAUGGUAAAAUAAUUAAAUAGGCAUUAUAUAUUUUCUUUAAUAAUAUUUUAUUUAACCCUCGUUCGGCAACGUUCGUUAUAAACGAUAAAGCGAUACCGUUUCACAGUUAAUGAAUAAAGAUUUAUUGAUUAUUUUUUUUCGUUUCGCACUAAAUAACGAACGUGAUAAAAAUAACACGAUAAGUAAUAUUCAACGGCCGAUUAUUAUUCAACCGAGAUAUUGAUACAUUUUUAAUCAAAGUCACUACAUGAUUUUUUUUUAAUUUCUUCAUCAGCUCAAAUCCGACCGAUUACACCCAAUCGGUUAUAACCAAUCUAUGUUAAUGCGAUGCCUUUGUAUGCAGUGAAGGGUUAACACUCGACCGUUCGUAUUGUUAUGCCGAGACGAGAGGAAUCUCAUUCAGCAUCCAGUGUACCUAUGUCAUAUUGUUUUGUGAGUUUUCCACUCAUACGUAUACUUUCGAUUUUAUACGUAAAUUCUAUAUUGCUACUCUAACUUAGGUUUACUCGAGUUAUAACUAGGGUUGCUACCACCUUCGGUUUUAUACAUAUAAAUGUAUGCGUUCAAUGAAUUAUUGUCCUGGUCUUCGUGAAAUUAGUACUAUUUAGAUAAUUAUAUAUAGUUUGUCGAUAAACGACGAGAAAAAUGAUUUUCAUACACCAAAAGAUAAAAGAUAAGAUAAAAUAAAAACCCAGUUAUAACCAAUAAUAAGAUGGAAGACAGUGGCUUCGCCAGGAUUUCUCAAUGCUCCCCCCACCCUCCCUGGCAAUAAAAGAACAUUAUACAAAAUUAAAUUGUAUUGUUUUUACUUAUUUGUACACUUAUUAUAUGACCAGAUAAAAUAUUAAAUACAUCCUGCUGAAAUUAAUAAAAUAUUUAUAACUCCUCUUCAUUUAUAAUAACUUAUUGCUAUCAACUCAAAUAAUUUGGAAAAAUCUCUGUGCAGUUUUGGAUUGCAGUCUACAGUAGUCUCUGGUCAGGCUAUCAAUUGCCAUUGCUUUCUCCAUAUGAAUAACUCUGAUUUCGUAAUAAUUAAAGUCAUUUUCGUAAAUAAAAGUAGCAGCUAAAAUUGAUUGGUCGUCAUAAUGUGUCAAAUUAGAUGGCAUGAGUCCUUCUAGUGGUAUAAUUGUUUCUAGUCUUUUAUCAAAUCUUGAAUGUAACUGAGUAAUUAGAUUAUCAAGAAAUGGUAUAAAUAUUGAUAUAUUAUAAUAUUCCUCUGGCGUCUUUCGCAUUUAUAUAGUUUCGGGCAAUUUGUCUCUCACGGGUUCGAGGCAUGCAUAUUUCAACGUCUAAUUCAGAAGCUAUUGUGGUAACAUUUUUCAUUAUUUCCUUAAAACAUUUUUCAGCAUCUGAUUGAAUAACUUCUAAAUCUUCUCUAAUAAUCAUUACAUCAUUUAAAGCUUUAGAUAAGUCUUAUUGUUUGCUUUUUAGUACUUGACUUAAUUGAUUAGUAUAAUAGAAGCAAGUUAUAGCUACUUCAAGAGAGACAAAAAAAUCACUCUUGGUUAUAGCACUCACAUAUAACGACGUUUUAGUUGAGGUUUCAAGAUUUUUUAAAAUUGUAUAAAUGUAAAGUUUUUUGAAAAUAAUAUGUGAAUCGUAUCAAUCGACCAAUCGUGUUUCUCAAAGUUUUUUCAAUCUUGUUUUUUUAACCAUUUUUACUGGAAUUACUAUUUUUAUCAAAAUCACCUCUAUGUAACCUUAAUACCACGGCUAUAGAUAAUAAAUACAAUUUUUUUUCGUUGUAUUAUUAUAUUAAUGACAUAUUAUGUAUUCAUAUUACCAUAGGUACUUACGUACUCUUAGGUAAACAUAUAAUAUUAUAUGCUUAUCUAUGGAUGUACUGAUAUAAAAUCAAUAAAAAUAAAAUACAAAAAAAUACGUCCAAAUGGGAGGGGAGGGCAUCAUUAUGUAUUUCAAUAUAAUGUUGCACGAAUUCGUAUACAAAUACCUAUUUAAAAUGAAUUCAACAGGUAGGAAAUAUUGGUCUUUAGUCCGCAGAAUUCGCGAAUAUGAAUGCAAAUAACCGGGUACCUUUUAAAUAAAGUACCCAUAAUUUGAGAUGGUAUACAAUUCUUUCGUAGGCACCAAAACCUAUACGAAACCGAAUGUUAUGAUUAAUUAUUUAUGUACCCUAAUAAACCUUUCGGUGUUAGUAUAAUAUAUUAUAUAUAGGUGGUAAUAAUAUAAUUUAUAAUCGCAACUGUACCGCAAUCGUUUCAUAAACAUAUGGACCAUAUGGAACCCUUUGGUCACCAUUAUAAAUGGCAUCUACCGUAGAUAAUACACCGUCGACGCAAAGUUCCAUGAUGUAUUGAUUACAAUAUUGUGACAACCGUCAACAGCCAUCAUUAGUAACAUGAUAUCUAUAAACUCGUUUGUAUUAAAACUUGUGUUUCAAACAAACGAAACACUAAGUUUAAUGUACUUUAAUGUUUAUGCACGAAAAUAUUGCUCUAGCCUAAAAUUUGUACGAUAUUACGUUUAAAAUUGAUUUAAUAGAAUUACUAAUAUUGGUUGUAAUCAUCGCUCACCGUUGGAUACGUCCUUCAUUGUGGCGGGCAAUAUUAUAUUCUAAAAUGUUUUCCCCCUCGAUUGCUUUAUACCAAUAUUGAUAAUCACAACAUUACAGACCGUAAUUGUAUUUCUUUGCUUCCUUAAUCUGGUAUCAGUAACAACACAUAGAGUCUAAGACAUAAGACUUUAUGUAUAUAUUAUGGACAAAUUUUAGCGCUAUUUGAUGCAAAUUAUACAUAUUUAUUUUGAUGAAGAUUGUAUAGACUACAGACAUUAUUGCUCUCUUGAUAAUAGUAUUGUACGUUAUUUUCUUUAAUAUCAAUUGAAUUUUCUUUUCUUUUUUUUUUUUUUCAGGAUUGAAAUCGGCUCACCCGGUCGGCACGAUCUUAUUAAUCACAUUCGUGGUCAUCAGAUAACGAGUCCAAACAAAAAUGGGAAAAAUAGUCCAUUCGUUUCCGUGUAUAAAAUGUUUUGUAUAUUAUUAUAUUAUUUUAAUGUGUUGAUUAAGUGUAAAAUGUCGGUUUUAAAAAUAUUAACAUACGUGAGAGGGGAAAUGUUACUACGCCUUAUAUUUUUACCCACGCAAUAGAGCUUUCAGUUAAACAAUUUACUUCACUAAAAUGGAACAGUAUAUUAAUAUAAGUAAUAUUUAUCGAAAUAAUCAAAGAAAAUUAUGGUCAAAUACGAUAAUGGCCACGGAAAACAUGGUAAUUUUUUGGCUAUUUUGGUGUGUGACUGGUUUUACCGGGUUGUAUUUUCCAUAGUCAUGUUUGAUUUGGGAAAUGGUCGAUGGCCGACGACCGUAGAGCUGACAGACAGUAGGCCGAAUAAUAUAUCGGACAGACAGACUAUACGGCCAAAUAAAUUUUAACGUAUCGAUAAAAAAACAACAAUAAUAAAUUUAAACAGAUACGUAUUAUAAAAACCUAUUCAUUAUAAUAAAUUGGUAGUAAAAUUGAAUACAAAAUCCACCGUAUUAAAAAAAAAAAAAAAACCUAUAAAAUGUGUAAUGUGUAUAAUAAACGGUUUAUAAAUCUACAAGUGUGUACUAUACCUUUUAAAAACCUAUGUAUUGAUACAGAUAUUUGGUUUGACAGCUAGAAAGCUAUUACAGCAUUCAAGCGUAUGUAUGAGCGACAUAGGUAGGACAUAGUUUAUAGAAAUUUUAAAAUACAAAAUAUAUUAUUAUGUUGGCCCCUUAUACUGUCGGUCCUACGGUCGUCUCGUCAUCCUGUUUGAUUUGCCCAUUAUUGUACCUAAGCUCAUAUAUUUAAAAUACAGACGAAAUGAUAUUAUCGAUACUAUUAUUUGUAUUAAUUAACCCGGAUUUGGCUAGACGGGACGGCUAAUGAAAAAUACGAAUAAGUCGCGCUUAUUUCCGUAUUUACGAUAAAUUUUACGCCCGGGGGUUCGUACGAUAACCAGAUACUCGAUUCGGCUUUCGUUCGUCUCCUUUUAAACAGUUUUGAACGCGGUCGAGUACAUCGCAAUCUUCGCAUUACAUAUUAUAAUACAUUAUAGUUUGAUGUACCUCUGGUUCAAAAUGUAAUAAUUCAAAACCGACAUUUUAUCACGAUUCAAAUAGGUGUUUUAUGUAUAUUUAUGUAUAAAAACCGUAUUCCAUGUUGUUGUUGUAUAAUAAUUUGUAUUUAUAUACAUACUAUAAUGUAAUUCAUGAUGUUUUUUCAAGUGUUUAUGAUUACGC
This is a messenger RNA of Cinara cedri, 32140 nucleotides long. The record is from the annotation of a GenBank genome assembly. Lineage: Eukaryota; Metazoa; Arthropoda; Insecta; Hemiptera; Aphididae.